AUGCGAAGUAGUAGCUCACCAGCUGUUCCAUCAUCAGUGAUUCCUGGUUCAGGUGUUAUUGAUGCACAAACCAUGCAAGCCAUUUGUAUUUCCAAUAUGAGUGCUUCACCUUCCGCAAGCACAAAGAAUGCAGAAAGUAAUGUUGGAUUAGAAGUGACAACCGAUAGUGUACUUACAUCAAUAGAUGGAAGUGAUACACCGGGAAUGAGGACAACAAUGAAUACCACAACAGGAGCAGCAGUAGCAGUAGCAGCACCGGAUUUUUCCUCAAUACCUUCCACCAGUGGACAAUGUUCAUAUGGCGGUGUAUCGGUAAGUUGUUCUCCACCAUGUGGUGGUGCUUACCCGAAUGCAAUCAAUACAAAUGCUGAUGUUGGAGUGAUAUGCAGAAAGAGGAAAACACCGAUGUUCAGUUGUAGCGCUCCUGAAACAACCACCACGAUGGUAUCAUCACCAUCUUCAACACUUCCAUCAUCUAAUAUGCCCUUGUCGAAAUCACUAUCAUAUCCAUCAAAUCCCUCAGCGACAAUAACGGAUAGUCGAAGUGAAACACAUGGUACCCAAAUACCUUCAUUGAAACGGGUUAAACCACGUCCACUUAAUCUUUCUGCUACAGCAGCAUUCUCGAAUGGAUCCGAAUUGUCAUCAUCAUCAUCAUCAUCAUCCAAUAAUCUACUGGUACCUUCACCUUUUUUCCUCCAUAACAAUACAGGUAAUGCGUACACGAAUACAUCACCUCUGGUCACUCAAUUCAGUCAACUUUAUGCAGCUGCUUCACUCUCUGCUGGUUUAUGUCCAACGAGUCCAUUUACAUCAUUACUUACAACAGCUGUAAGCCCAAUGCUUGGAGCUUUAGGAUCACCGAUGGCUGCUUCUAAAUUAACUCCAACAACCGCUAGCCUUCAACAACCAAUCUUUCAAUUUCCACCAAAUCCAUCUCAUAUGGCAGCAAUGGCUACAGCAGCAAUGAUGUCACCAUUAAUGCCAUUUCUUGGUGCUGCUAUGAAUUUAAACGGUAACGGUUGUCCAACCUAUGGUCGUAGCAAUUUUGUAAGCCGUAGUCCGGAAAGUUUAAAAACACCGGUUGUACCGUUUCCAAAAGAUUUCUGA
Molecule: messenger RNA, 1110 nt
Organism: Acanthocheilonema viteae
Lineage: Eukaryota; Metazoa; Nematoda; Chromadorea; Rhabditida; Onchocercidae
Source: the annotation of a GenBank genome assembly